CAAACAUCAGCUUCUCACCUCCACCCCUCAACUGUCAAGGGUAGGCCCACUGGUCUCUGCAGUCUAGAUGUAAAUGUGCACUCAGACAGCGUGACAUCUGCCUGGAACCGGCAUUUAUGGUCUUUGUUGUCUUGCCUAUCGCCUGUCGGCGUAUGCCGUCAAUGGAUGACAAGGGUGACUGCUAGUCACUCUUUCCCUUUGAACGUGCUGGAGCUGCCAGCUUAUCGGAACAGUUCUGGAAGCCAGAGCCAAAGCUGCUUAUUCCACAUUAAAAAAAACCGAUCAAAGCCAAAUCGAUGGCCGACUCUUCCACGUGAACAGCCCGAGGUCUGCGAAAGGUGCCAAAGUCUAGCGAGCAAGCCAAGACUUUUCUUUAGCAGCAGCACCGUUUCGUGACCCGACCCCACCAACCAUGUGGCGACUGCGGGAGACGAAGGUAGGUCGCGCGGUCUGGCGCGCGUGGUGCCUGGCGGAAGUAUGCUUCAGCACCGUGUUGCACCUGACGUACGCGGCGUGCAUGGUGUACUGGGCUCUGCUCACCGACCUUAUUGCUGCUGUCUCCUCCACCGUCACCGACGCCUCCUUCUUCCCGCGGGUCUUCCUCAAGCUGCUCAAGGCCGGAUGGACCUGCUGCACCUCUCCGUGCCGCUUGUAUGCCAAGACGUGCAAGGCGUCCGCUUACCCGGGGUCUUCAUUGCCUAACAGCAGCAGCAGCGGCGGCGGAUGGUUCAGCGCCCACGCGCACGACCCGGUCAGAUCAGCCCAUGGAUCGUGCAAUGGCGCUCACGCUACUGGUCCUUCGGCUGCUGCUGCUGCCAGUGAUGCUGCUAAUGGCGGCACCGCCGAUCCGUCGUCGGCCGACGGCGUCGACUGGCUGGUGGAGUCGCAGGCGCGGAUGGGCCCCGAGGGCUCGCUGCAGACCGACAUCCCGCUGUCGCAAGGCGAGCAGCAGGAGCAGCGCCGGCGGCGACAGCUGCGGUGGCGGAAACGGUUGACCUCAACGUUCCGCAGCCGCUACACGACACCGGCUUCGGGUGUGGAGACGUCUCGGAGUGGUGCUGCGAGUGCAGGUGGCGGCCGGAGGGAGAGCGCGGGUAACGGGAAAGGCACGGACGGCGCGGGUGGAGUGGCGUCCCCGUGCUCGCCUGACGCUGUCACGCCCAUCGUGCUGGUUCAUGGAAUCUUUGGGUUCGGUCACGGGAAGUUCGGCGGCAUAUCGUACUUCGGCGGCGCGGAGUACCGGCACGACAAGGUGCUGGUGCCGGACCUGGGGUCCCUGACCAGCAUCCACGACCGCGCCCGGGACCUCUUCUACUACCUCAAAGGCGGCACCGUCGACUAUGGCGCCGAGCACAGCGCCGCUGCGAGGCACGACCGCUUCGGCAAGACGUACGCGCAAGGCAAGCACCCGCUGUGGGACGCGCAGCAUCCGAUACAUCUGGUUGCGCACUCGUCGGGCGUGCAGGCCGCCAGGAUGCUGCAGCACAUGCUGCACAACAAGGAGUUCCCCGGGUACGAGGACACGAGCGCGGACUGGGUGGCGUCCAUCACGUCGCUGUCGGGCGCACUCAACGGCACCACGCGCGUCUACAUCGACGGCCUCUCCGUGCGCGACGGUGUGACGAUGCGGUCCAUGUGUCUGCUGCAGGUACUGCGCAUCGGGUCCCUAAUCUUCGAAUGGCUGGACAUCGCGCCGCUCAAGGCCUUCUACUCCUUCGGCUUCGAUCACUUCCCGCUCUCCUGGCGCCGCGUGGGCGUGUGGGGGCUCGUGAAGGCGCUGGCGGGGAAGACGGGGCCGUUUGCGUCGGGCGACUGGAUGCUGCCGGACCUGAGUCUGCACCACAGCAUGGAGCUCAACAAGAGGCUGCAGACGCACCCCAACACCUACUACUUCAGCUACGCCACCGUGAAGACGCGCAACCUGUUCGGGUGGGUGGUGCCCGCAGCGCUCUCCAUCCACCCGAUCUUCACCCUCCGCUCCCUGCAGCUCUGCCUCUGGCGCCUGCCCAAGCACGCCCCCAGACCCUACCCCACCUACCGCGACAAGGACUGGUGGCACAAUGACGGCGCCCUCAACACCAUCUCCAUGCUCUACCCGCGCUUCCCCACGCCGCAGCCCCACUCGCCCCUCCCCCGCAUCCAGCCCUCCCAGAGCACCCCGCCAUACAAGCCUGGCAUCUGGUACUUCUCGCUGUUGGAGGCGGACCACAUCCUGUUCAUCAUCAGUCGGCAGCGUGCAGGCGUGCGCUUUGACGUGCUCUACGACUCCAUCUUCCACCGCUGCCGCACCGACCUCGCCGCCCUCUCCAUCAUCGCCUCUGCUGACGUCGCCACUGCCGCCACUGCCAAUGUGGCUGCCGCUGCUGCUGCAGAUGCGGAGUGGCUUGGUGCUGAGCAGAGCAAGGGUGCAAAUGAGGGAGAGGAGAUGCAGGAGGGAGUAGGCCUGUCCUUAAGUGAGGUGACAGCGAAGGGUAGCAGUGGCGGCGAGUUGCUGGGAGAGGGGGGGAAUGACAGCAGCAGCCGCAGCAGCGGGCCCACUUCUGGCUCAUAUCGCCUCGUGACCUCCUCUUCUACACCUUCGUUUAUGCCCUCCAAUGGUGCUUCGCCACAUGGCAAGGGCGAAAAAACUCGAGGUGCAGCUGCUGGGGGGCUGGGCCUGGGAAAGAAGGCAGGGCUGCAGUUGGAGGAGAGCAAAUGCGGAGAGAUCAGUGAGAAUGGGGUUCUGGAUGAGGAGGAAGGCGCGUCAGACAGUGUGAUUCAGUGGGCUCCUCAGUACAAGUGGGCCAUGGGAGAGAGCGAGGUGGAGGAAGUGGAGGGGACUGAGACGAGGUGCUACCGGGAGCAGGAGGAGGAGUAUGUGAGAGGUGAUGGGUGCCACGAGUGUGACAGGCAGCAGAAGGCUCUGGCUGCCGUGGUAGACUUGUUUGGAGCUCCGCUCACUAACGUGUGCGUUUGCAGCUUGAGGAAUGGGCGUGGUGGGAGUGGGAAGCGGGGGAGUCAGAGUGGCAGCAGGUUGCGCAGCAGCAUGAGUCUGGACUUCCUAGGGGAUGUGUGGGCGUGGAAUGGAGGCAAGAGCUUCAGCAGCAGCCGUACUGGUGGCGGGGUCAGUAGAAGCAGCAGUAAGUGUGGGGACAGAAUAGGGAAGAGCAGCUGGUGGGCAGGGGCAAUGGGAGGGGGUCACAACCGUGGAAUUUUGUCCUUGGAAGGGGAGGAUCAGGAGAAAGGGAGCAAUGCUGUUCAUUGUGGUGCGGGGGGCGUCACUGCUCUUGACUGGGGCUGCAUGCCGCCGCAGCACAUUGAAUAGUGCAGCUGCAAGCUUGAGAAGUAACUGCCUUGUGUGUUCUUUUUGUUUUGGCGAGAUGCUUUACACUGUAGGAACCAUGAAGGUGUUUGUUUUGUGGAGAUUGGAGCUAGGGUCAUAGUAAUGACCAGUUCAAAUGGCUUUCGCACUUAUCCUA
Molecule: messenger RNA, 3458 nt
Organism: Closterium sp. NIES-67
Lineage: Eukaryota; Viridiplantae; Streptophyta; Zygnematophyceae; Desmidiales; Closteriaceae
Source: the annotation of a GenBank genome assembly